AAUUAUAUCUAUUGCUGUUGCGUGCGUGCCGAAAUUUUAAGUCACUUAAAAUGAAAUUUCAUAUCGGCGGAAAUGUAAAAUUGUUAGUGUUCUUUGUGAAUUCUAUUAAAGUUGAACCACAACCUAUUAAUUAUAAACAUGAGAGAAUUACACAAAGAUAAGGAAAAUAGUAGCGGUAACAAUUAUUCCCUUCUGUAUGUAACCACGCUCUUAAAACCAAGAUUAGGGACAGAGGAUAAAUAAUAGCCACUGAACACCGGACCAGAACGUCAGUCAUCACACAGACACUAGACACGCAGUGCAACAUUACACGGACUCAACUUUUCCAUAAUUCUGCAAAAGCUGGACACACGUUGUCGUCUUGAUCGUAAUUUUCACCUGCCCUCUGUAGCACGUUUUCUCAACAACUUUUUCUGUUUCGACUGCGUGCAUCUAAUUCGCGGUAGCCCGUCGGUAUAGAUUAUUUUACAAGGAGCUAAAACCGGAAAGAAAAUAUAAUGUCGGAAGACGCCUUCAUCGUAUCGCCCACCAGAAAACACACAGCCACAAUCAUAUUCUUGCACGGACUUGGGGAAAAUGGGGAAAACUGGAAGCAAGUGCUCUCCAAAAUGGUCAAGCCCUACGUUAAAGUGAUCUGCCUUAAUGCGAAAAAAAUCCCGCUCACGCUUAACAAGGGAUUCCCGACGGCUGCGUGGUUUGACUUAGCGUCGCUAGAUGAGAACAAGAUGGAAGACGAGAUAAGCAUCAUGAGGGCCGUUGAAAAGUUACACGACAUCAUCGAUGAGGAGAUUGCUUCGUCCAAAGUGUCGGCCACCAAGACCAUGUUGGCCGGUUUCUCGCAAGGUGGUGCCCUGGCUAUGUAUGCCGCACUCACCUACCACAAACGGUUAGCCGCCGUCUUGGCCAUGUCCAGCUGGCCGAUGCUCCGACAUACCAUGCCCGAAGCUGCCAUCAACAAUACCAACACACCGAUGUUACAGUGCCAUGGGACCGAAGAUCCGGUUAUUUACCACAAAUGGGGAAAACUAAUGGCCGAUACUCUUUCGGAGAUGAACCCCAAGCAUGAAUUUAAAUCGUACGAGGGUUUGAUGCACGCCGUCAAUGAUCAGGAAUUACAAGAUGUCAAAAAUUUCAUCAACAAAAUAUUUCCUUGAUUAAAUUCAAGAAAAUUGAUGUAGAAUGAAUUUAUCAUUCAAAAACGUCAGAAUAUUUGUUAAUACAUAAUUUACUAGUUGUAUAUUUUUCAUUAUAAUUAUGUUUAAGAGUAAAAUUUUUAUAUUCAUUUAUUAUUAUUGUUAUUUUAUUGUCAUAAAUGCUUUAACUUGGAAUUUGUGCAAUUAUAUU
Melanaphis sacchari is the source of this 1344-nucleotide messenger RNA. RefSeq names its product acyl-protein thioesterase 1-like. The record is from RefSeq and is a predicted model, not a curated record. Gene Ontology annotation, molecular function: carboxylic ester hydrolase activity; palmitoyl-(protein) hydrolase activity. Lineage: Eukaryota; Metazoa; Arthropoda; Insecta; Hemiptera; Aphididae. Bases 498 to 1154 code for a protein of 218 amino acids. Gene Ontology annotation, biological process: protein depalmitoylation. The transcript has 7 exons. Gene Ontology annotation, cellular component: cytoplasm.